Molecule: messenger RNA, 2906 nt
Organism: Dermacentor albipictus
Lineage: Eukaryota; Metazoa; Arthropoda; Arachnida; Ixodida; Ixodidae
Product: neprilysin-1-like
Biological process (GO): protein processing
Cellular component (GO): plasma membrane
Molecular function (GO): metalloendopeptidase activity
Source: RefSeq, a predicted model, not a curated record
GCAACGAACAAGAGAAAGAAGAAAACGACGAGCAUAAGUCCUAAUUGGACGCCAUGGCGGUGAAACCGGCCUCCCUUAGUCGCAGUAUGAAGAAACACCUGAAAUUGGUGGGCGUAAGCCAAAUCAACGCACUUCAUCAAGGGUGGGUGAGCCGGCCGUCGGAGUCCUCGAGCGAAGACAGCGACGGCGCGAGGCCCCCGUGGUGCGUGCGCGUGCUCGCGCUGGGCGCCCUGGCCGCGAUCAUGGCGGCCGCCAUCGUGGCCCUGGUGAUGACGCCGCCUCCGAGGCCGCGGGAGGACGACCGCUGGCUGGCUCGGCAGCACGCGGCUCCGCUGAGCGCGCUCGAGGAGAACCACUUCGCGCGCCUCUCGCGCUCGUUGAACCGCAUGGCCGACCCGUGCCGGGACUUUUACGCCUACGUGUGCGCCAACUGGGAGCCGCCGAGGGACGUCUUUGCCGCGCCGUGGAAGCGUUCUCCGCUGCCCGGAUGGGAGUGGACGAACGCCGCGAGUGGACCGGCCGGUGGCUCGGCCAGCGUGCGGCGCGUGUCCGCGGCGCUGACCAAGUGCUGGCGCGUGUUCACCGACCGCCACGAGACGCAGCCCGAGCUGGUGCGGGCCCUUCGCUCGCUCGGCGUGCCCGUCAACCCGCGCCGCUGGGAGAUCCUCGACCGGCCGCUGGACGUGCUCGUGCGGCUGAGCCUGCGCGCCGCGCUUCCCGUCACGCUGCUCGCCGAGCCCACGGCCGACCUGCGCGCGCCGGGCCAGAUGAUCGUGCUGCUCGCCCAGGGGCGCAUCUACAAGCAGUGGGCCGAGGCGCGCCUCGCGGCAGACCCCAAGGCACUGCAGGCUUCCGCCGAGCUCAUUGGUGGCGCAAAGUUCGCACGCGACGUGGUCAGCGUGGAGUCGAUCGUGUCCCGCUGGGCCGACACGUUCGCGUCCGGCCACGCCGGCUCGGAGCCGGAGUAUCUCACGGUGCGCUCUCUGGCGCUUCGCACUCCGGGCAUCAGCGUCCACGAGUGGCUGCGAGCCAUCAACCAGAGCCCGCCCGUGUACGUGAGCGCCGCGGACGACGUCUACGUGUUCGACCAGCGCGGCGUGCAGCUGACGCACCGCAUCGACGCCCACUUCGGCGGCGGCCGGCGCCGCGAGGUCCUGCGCUGGAUCGCCGCCCUCGUGUUCCACUACCUGGCGCCGGCGACCUCGUACAACCUGAUGCUGCGGUUCGGCCGGCCGCCUCAGCGCAGCUGCUACGAGUACGCGCUCGCGCUGGCGCCCUACGCGCUCGUGACGCAGGCGGCGCGGCGCCGGGUUUGGCCCGAAGAGGUGAGCGCCGCCCGGGCCGUCUACGAGCGGCUACGCGCAGUGGUCAGGUCGUCGUUGGCCGACUGGAUGGCGUCGCGAGCCGCUCGCGAGGAGGCCGAGACUCGCGUGAACGCUCUGAGCGUGGUGCUGGGCGUGCCGGACCACUUGAACACGGCGGCGGGUCUGGACGCCGAGUACGACUACCUGGAAGGCUUCCACAGCGUCUUUAUCAGAGACCUGCUUAGGUCUUUCAAGGCCAAGGCUAAGCGUGCAGCGCGGCUGUUCAAUGCCAGCCAGUCGGCGCCCGUGGCAAACCUGAGGACCGCCAUGUACUCGGGGGCACCACACCCCAGCAUCGGCGACGAGCCAUUUUUCGUUCCCUUCUACCACGUGAUCGUGGUGCCGCCCCGGUUCCUGGCGCCACCCUUCGUCCUGAUCAACUCGAGCGCGGCCUCGUACGGGGGAUUCGGUCACGUGAUUGGUGCGGCUAUGCUCGAGGCGUUCGACUCGCACGGCUUGCUGCUCAGCCACCUGGGGAUCCGCGCCGAGUGGCUCGAUUCCACCACCAGGGAGAAGUGGGCGAGCAAGAGGAAGUGCCUGCAGAGAAGGUACGCGACCGGUGCGGCGCCCUUCGACGCCGACUACAGCCGCAACACGCUGGACGAAAACUACGCCGACGUCGCCGGCUACGAGGCCGCGCUGCGGGCGCUGCGCAGCGACCCCAGCUACCGGCCGCGCGAGGAGUCGCCCGUGGCCGAGCUCAACAACGAGCAGCUCUUCUACGUGAGCCUCUGCCACAAGUGGUGCAGCCGCGGCCGGCCGCUCCUGCGCGCCAACGACACGUCGCGCACGCGCGCCGACCACAAGUGCAACAUCGCGCUGCCCACGGUGGCGGGGUUCGCCGACGCCUUCGGGUGCGCGCCGCGCUUCGGCGACGUCUGCGACGUGCUCUAGCGCGGCGGGCGCGCGAACCGAGGAGGGGAGAGCGCGUUGCCGCGGGCCCCAGGGCGACGCUCGCCUUCAUUCACUCUAAGGAAGACAUUAAACGAGGUUCUUUUGCUCGCGAGACGAGAAAUACGCAACUUCGUCUCGUGCACCGCACCUGAUUUCUGAAACUGAACGACGUUGUAUGGAACGCGGAGAGCGCAUGCUAAAAUAUGGGGAGAUCACGCAGCAUUAUAGAUUGGCUCGUAGACUGGUAUCCCCGCCAGACCCAAAAUUAAACAACAGACAAGCAGUCGCGUGGAGACGACUACAAACUUAUACAUAUCCGCACCCGGUUAUGGCGAACCACAUGUUCCCCGAGGCCAGGAGCGAUAAAUGUAAUCUUUGUGGGGCGAGAGGGACCCUCGACCACAUAAUAUGGGAAUGUCCGUACUCUCCCGGGGGAACGCACAAAAUAGAUAGUAGAGACACCUGGGAGACCCUGCUGCGCAGCUCGGACUCUGAGCUCCAGCUCCGGCUCGUCCAACUGGCUGAAGAGGCUGCUGGGACCCAAGACCUCCCAGCCUGCAUCUGAGGCGGCGGCACUCGCCCCCUGACCUGCGUGUCGGGGGGUGGGUAGAUCGCCUUUUCUGUUGGCCAUUAAAGUUUAUUCUAUCU